Phymastichus coffea is the source of this 1236-nucleotide messenger RNA. RefSeq names its product probable glutamate receptor. Gene Ontology annotation, cellular component: membrane. Gene Ontology annotation, molecular function: glutamate-gated receptor activity. The transcript has 7 exons. Lineage: Eukaryota; Metazoa; Arthropoda; Insecta; Hymenoptera; Eulophidae. Bases 1 to 1236 code for a protein of 411 amino acids. The record is from RefSeq and is a predicted model, not a curated record.
AUGGACGAAAUAGCGAGUCUGUCGCACUUCAACCCGGAGAUAGUGGCGGUGAGCAACGAGCUGGGCUACUUGCACACGAAAACCAACAAGUGGUAUGGCAUGAUGAAGAUCAUGAACGACAAUGUGGCAGACGUCGGCGUGGCACUGUUCACCAUGUCCUCUACCCGCAUGACAGCCGUCGACUACGCGAUUCCCCUCGCGAAGGGACGCUGCAAUCUGUACGCCAGGCUGCCUGACAACACCGAAGUUCGCUGGAUCACCUACUUCCAGGUGUUCGACAAGGAUGCCUGGACCGCGAUAGGGGCGUCAAUUUUGAUAUUCUCCUUCCUCGUGCACCUUAUCAAGAAUGGAUUUCAACGCGCUUUCAUUCAGUCGUUCUCAGAAGAUUUCAUCAAGAUCUGGGGCAUCUUCAGUUUGCAGAGUCCCAGCGAUGACGAGUCGUCGAGCAUCUCCAUCAAAAUCAUCUACUUCUCGACAUUCUUCACCUCGACAAUAUUGAACGUGAUCUAUUCGGCGUCCAUAACCAGCUACAUCGCCGUGCUGUCUCCCGAGCUGCCCUUCUCCACUUUCGGAGAAUUCUUGCGCGACGACAGCUACGACUUGAUUCUCAUCCAAGGCAGCAGGGAUCACAGCUUUAUCCUGUCGAACGGCUCAAAGCUAACGCCGCUGCAGGCGCGCUUGAGGAAGAGCUGCUGCCUGCCCAACUACGCCUACGAGGGCUUUCAGCAAGCUUGCGCGGAGAAGACGGCUUUCUACACGGACGACGUGAAGUACGACAGCAUGCAAAACUUUCUGCCCUGCAAACUCGGCGCCGUGAGCAUGGAGCUGGUCGAGUACUUGUCCUUUGUCAUGACGAAAAACAGUCCGUACAAGAGGGCUGUCAAUUACAACAUUCUGCGCUUGAUGGAUCACGGGAUUCUACAUCGCCUGAGGACGAAGUACUUCCGAAAGUACGCCGAGUUGUCCAAUGUACAGCCCAGCGUGAUUACGUUCAAGGAGGUCUGGCCGAUCAUAGUCAUUUGGAUUAUAGGGCCACGCAGCCAUUACUUCGCGGCGAUCGUCGUUGUCGUCAACGCCGAGAGAGAUCGGCAAAGAAGACGUCACGAAGGAAUAAAAUCAAUGUAUGACAACAGCUUCGAAGUUGUCAAAAAAUUUCAUUCCACAAUGCUAUGUGCUGUGAAAGGUGCUUAUAGUAUCAAAGACUGCACGAUAAGUAGUUGGGCUAAAAUCGAAUAA